Spirometra erinaceieuropaei is the source of this 2448-nucleotide messenger RNA. The record is from the annotation of a GenBank genome assembly. Lineage: Eukaryota; Metazoa; Platyhelminthes; Cestoda; Diphyllobothriidea; Diphyllobothriidae.
AUGAGCCUCCGCCUGCCUCUCCGGGGAGGCAAAUUCGCCACAAUCAUCAGCGCCUACGCUCCGACGAUGACCAACCCCGACGCCGUCGGAGACAAAUUCUACGAGGACCUGCACGCCCUCUUGGCGACUGUGUCGAAGGCGGACAAGUUGAUUGUCCUUGGCGACUUCAACGCCCGCGUCGGCACAGACCAUACUGCCUGGAGAGGAGUGCUGGGUCCCCACGGUAUCCGCGGCUCAAAGGACAAUGGUCUGCUGCUUCUCCGCACCUGCGCAGAACACCGCCUCAUGCUGACGAACACGUUCUUCUGUCUGCCGGAGCGACAGAAGGCCACCUGGAGGCAUCCUCGGUCGCGUCAGUGGCACCUGCUGGACUAUGUCCUCGUCCGGAGGCGAGAUCAGCGGGACGUACUGGUGACGAAGGCGAUCGCGGGUGCUGACGGGUGGACCGACCAUCGCCUCGUCAUCUGGAAGAUGCGUAUUCGCCUACAGCCUCGCAGGAGACCACAAGGUAAGCGACCCCCAGGUAAGCUGAAUGUUGCUUUGUUGUCUUUGCCUGCUCACUGUCUCCAUUUCAGCAAUGAGCUAGCUCAAUGUCUAGACAACCUUCCUAUCGCUGCCGCCGACGACGCCGCCGCUGCCGAGAACGUCUCCGUGGAGACCCGCUGGUGUCAACUACGAGACACGGUCCAGUCGACGGCGCUCGCCGUCCUCGGUUGCGCUCCGCGCCAACACCAGAACUGGUUCGACGACAACGACGCCGCCAUCAGAAAUCUGCUAGCUGAGAAGAACCGCCUACACAAAGCCUACGUAGAUCACCCCACUGAUGCCACCAAAGCUGCCUUCUACCGCAGUCGCCGCCAACUUCAGCAACGACUGCGCGAGAUGCAGGACGCCUGGACUGCUCGCAAAGCUGAGGAGAUCCAAGGCUACGCGGACCGCAACGAAUGGAAGAACUCUUCUCUGCGAUUAAAGCUGUCUACGGUCCGCCGACGAAGGGCACCGCUCCUCUCCUCAGCGCCGACGGCAACACUCUCCUGACUGAGAAGACGCAAAUCCUGCAGCGAUGGGCCGAGCAUUUUCGAGGCGUCCUCAACCGCCCCUCCGUCAUCUCCGACGCCGCCAUCGAGCGUUUGCCGCAAGUGGAGACCAACGUGGACCUCGAACUCCCGCCAUCUCUCCAGGAGACCAUCAGGGCCGUGCAGCAGCUCUCCAGCGGGAAAGCACCCGGAUCGGACGCAAUCCCUGCUGAGGUCUACAAGCACGGAGGUCCCCAACUAAUGGAUCAGCUGACUGCGCUCUUCCAAGAGAUGUGGCGUCAGGGCGAAGUCCCGCAAGAUUUCAAAGACGCAACCAUCGUGCAUCUCUACAAGCGCAAAGGGAAUCGCCAAGUCUGCGACAAUCACCGCGGCAUCUCCCUGCUGAACAUCGCCGUGAAGAUCUUCGCACGAAUCCUCCUCAACCGCCUCAAUAACCACCUGGAACAGGGCCUUCUGCCGGAAAGCCAAUGCGGCUUCCGUCGUCAUCGUGGAACCACGGAUAUGAUCUUCGCCGCCCGCCAACUUCAGGAGAAGUGUCAGGAGAUGCGGACCCACCUGUACUCUACAUUCGUGGACCUGACGAAAGCCUUCGACACGGUGAAUCGUGAAGGACUGUGGAAGAUCAUGCAGAAAUUCGGCUGUCCAGAGCGAUUCACUCAGAUGGUGCGUCAGCUGCACGACGGUAUGAUGGCGCGAGUCACUGACAACGGAGCUGUCUCAGAGGCAUUCGCAGUGACCAACGGAGUGAAGCAGGGCUGUGUGCUGGCGCCUACCCUCUUCAGUCUCAUGUUCUCUGCCAUGCUGGUGGACGCCUACCGCGACGAACGCCCUGGAAUCCGCAUCGCCUACAGGACGGACGGUCACCUACUGAAUCGCCCUGAACACCACCUCAGAAGAGGAGAUGCAACGGAGCAUGGACCUGUUCUCCGCCGCCUGCGAGAACUUCGGUCUGGUCAUCAACACACAGAAGACGGUGGUGAUGCACCAACCGCCACCCAACUCGGCCACAGCCCCCAACGUGCCGCCGCAAAUCAGCGUGAAUGGGACCCAACUGCAAGUGGUUGAGAACUUCCCGUACCUGGGCAGUACUCUCUCCCGAAACACCAAGACUGAUGACGAAGUCGCCAACAGGAUCUCGAAAGCCAGUCAAGCUUUCGGUCGCCUCCAAAGCACAGUUUGGAAUCGUCAUGGUCUCCAAAUGAGCACCAAGCUGAAGAUGCACAAGGCCGUCAUCCUGCCGACACUACUGUAUGGAGCGGAGACUUGGACGGUGUACGCCAAGCAGGCACGUCGUCUGAACCACUUCCACCUCAGUUGUCUUCGUCGCAUCCUGAGGCUGAAGUGUCAGGAUCGAAUCCCCGACACUGAUGUGCUGGAACGGCAGGAAUCCUCAGCAUCUACGCCAUACUGA